AUGGCGAGCGGACGCAGGGCGAGGAGCCUGCUGGCAGCAUUGGUUCUGCUGGUCGCUGCGGCCUGCCUCUGGAGAUGGACGUUUGCUGAUGCAUUCGUCGCUCCCCAGAUCGGCAGCCGAGCCCCCCGCGGUCCUGUCCGCACGGCCCGCUUCGCCAGUGACAGCGGAGCCGAGGACUCAGUCGAAAUCUCGGGCUUCUCCGGCUUUGUGGUGGGCCUUGCGUUCCUGCCGUACACCUGCUACGCACUCCUGACGGCCGUCAACAUCGUGAGGGGGGAGAGCGUCCCAACCUUCGGCUUCGAGCUGCUCUCCGGUGUGGUGUCCCUUGGCCUGGUGGCCUGGUCGCUGGGCAGCUUUCUCCAGCGUGGCCGAGGCCUGCCGGCUGGGCCCCUGGGAUUGCUGGGCCUGUCGGAGGGCCUCUCCUACCUGGCCGCGCUGGGCCUUCUCUUAGCCACGGCCGCGGCCGGGCUGCGUUCAGGACCUUCGCUGCCCAAGAUCAGCAUGCCCAAUGUCGAGAUACCCAAAGUCAGCCUGCCUGCAGCGCCGUCACUUCCGAAGGGAGUGGAGAUGCCUUCCUUGAAGGUGCCUGACAUGAAGCUGGGGGACCUCAAGUCCAAGCUGCCGGACAUCAAGGUCCCGGACAUCAAGGUCCCGGACAUCAAGGUGCCAGACAUCAAGGUCCCAGACGUGAAGGUGCCAGACGUGAAGCUGCCAGAGGUGAAAGUUCCAGAAGUAAGCCUCCCGAAGACAGAGGCAAAGAAGGAGACAAAGAAGGAGGCCCCGCCUCCUCCGCCUCCUGCGCCCAAGAAAGCCGAGGCCAAGUCAUCGUCGGAUAUGGCAGAUCUCUUUGCCUGA
This is a messenger RNA of Symbiodinium natans, 855 nucleotides long. Lineage: Eukaryota; Dinophyceae; Suessiales; Symbiodiniaceae. The record is from the annotation of a GenBank genome assembly.